UCGUGUUUGAUUCGUCAUCUAAAUUUACCCAUUUUAAAAUGCAAACUAGAACAGUGUAAUGGAAUCUUUUCUAAAGAAACUAGGUGCGAAACCCAUAAAACAAACGCGUUUUCCCGAAGCUGACCCACAAGAACUCGUUCUAGCAGACGAACAAGAUUCAUUGUCAGCCGAAUUUUCAGGACAUCUCGAUCUGUCAAUCGGGGAUGAUGAAAGUACAAAAAAUGCUCUCACUGUACAGAACGAUGCCAAAGCUCCACAUGUAAUUCCAUUCGAAGGAGACAAAGAUGGUGGCGGCACGCAGGUUCAUUUUGAAGUAACGUCAGCAGAUGUUGUCCAAGACCAAAGAUCCAGCUAUGUGGUGUACACUAUUCUGAUUGCCAGCCAUCACCAUGGUGUGGAGAAAGUUCCGACACAAGUGGAGAAGAGAUACUCCGACUUUGCAGUGCUCAACGAUAGACUGAGAAAGGCGUUUCCACGUCAGAUGAGUGAUAUAGCCUUCCCCAAAAAGGUCCUUCUGGGCAAUUUCAGCAGUCGGACUAUAGCAAGGAGAAGCCGAGCUUUCGAACAGUAUCUUUUCCACAUAUUUUCUAUAUACCAGUUGAGAUAUUCUGAAGAGUUUGCCGAUUUUUUCUUCCAGUCUGAGUUUAGAGCUGCGUCGGCGUUUCUCUGCGAAGAACAAUACUCACAAGCAAUUCCACUGUUUGAGAAAUGUCUGCCCAUCGCCGAGAAGUUGAUAGGAGGCAGGCAUCGGAAAGUGGUUUUCAUCUUGUGUGCUCUUAUCGUGUGUUAUCAUUCCCUGGAGAAUCUGGUGUCUGCGUGCAGAUACGCGGAGUUUGCGUUGAUAUGUCAGCAUGAAAACGUGAACAGUGAUCUUUGUAUAUCGGUAGUAAAGCUUUACGUGCGCCUCUGUUGGUCACUGGGAAAGGAUAAGCAAGAUUUGGAAAAAAGACUUGAACAAUACAAAUGGAAGAACAUCGACAUUGAUAGAGUACCCGAUUUGAAGGAGGUUGUUAAACAACAGUGUCUGUUUGGAUGCGUGUGAAAUCAAAGUCUUCGCCUGUGUCGGAUAUUCUUUUGAAGGGCUCUAUAUGAGCAAGAUCUGAUUUCGUUUUAACUUGGUUUACAUGUGUAUUUACAUUUAAAGGUGUAAUCAAGCUGUCCUGGGCAAACAUCUUAGGCUCCAUAAAACGAAAUCAUUAGUUUAUCAUCCCCGAAUACAUGGCAGAUCAGCAUUACAUUAGUUUUUUUCUUUUUCUAAGAAAAGAUAACCCCCUUGAUGCAUGCAAAUCCAGUGAUAAAAACCGCAGAAGCAUCAAGCACCCAGUUUCAUUAGUUCCCUACCGGUCAAUGCCUCCAGAAUGUUUUGUAUAGCUUGAUCAUGUACUUUUACAGAUCAAGUUUGGUUUUCGUGGUGAUUUACCCAGUUUUCGUGAUAGUUAUGACCCUUGAACUUAGGAGAUUCGAAAAUUUGUUUCUGGACUUUUGUUUUUGCAAUGCCUCAAGACAUAGAUCUGAAAUCGAGAAAACUGAGAUCAAGGGCACAAAGUGCCUGAGUUUCUAGGGGAGUUUAUUACCAGUAAACAGAUUUACUACCAAUAAUAUUUUGUUAGUGGACAUGUAUUCCUUUAACAGUAAUCACAGAAUGCUCGUUAUAAUAGAAGGAUGCAAUGUGAUGUCAUUCAGAUUUAAAAAAACCCCACCUAUAUUAAUUAUUAUGCUUUGCCACCUUAUUUUAAAAUCCAAUUCACUGACCUUCACCCCUGUCAACAUAGUUCUGAGUUUUAUAUUUAGCAGGGGUAGUGGGGGGAAAUAUAAUAUUUUUUAAAAAGCCACCUACCCACAUUACAUAUUUUCAAGUGCCCUGGAUGAUAAACUAAUAAUGUUUUUGAUGAGGCCUUGAUUCUCCGACCUGUCUGCCCAGGACAGAGAUUAAUGGUUGGUUGUUAGUGGUUAGUGAGAGCUGUAGGGUUGUUACAUUUCCCUACUGAGUCAUUAGAACUCACUCAGUGUGAGCUGUAGGGUUGUUACAUUUCCCUACUGAGUCGUUAGAACUCAAUCUCAGUGUGAGCUGUAGGGUCGUUACAUUUCCCUACUGAGUCGUUAGAACUCACUCUGAGUGAGAGCUGUAGGGUCGUUACAUUUCCCUACUGAGUCAUUAGAACUCACUCAGUGUGAGCUGUAGGGUCGUUACAUUUCCCUACUGAGUCGUUAGAACUCACUCUCGGUGUGAGCUGUAGGGUCGUUACAUUUCCCUACUGAGUCGUUAGAACUCGAUCUCGGUGUGAGCUGUAGGGUCGUUACAUUUCCCUACUGAGUCGUUAGAACUCGAUCUCGGUGUGAGCUGUAGGGUCGUUACAUUUCCCUACUGAGUCGUUAGAACUCGAUCUCGGUGUGAGCUGUAGGGUUGUUACAUUUCCCUACUGAGUCGUUAGAACUCGCUCUCGGUGAGAGCUGUAGGGUCGUUACAUUUCCCUACUGAGUCGUUAGAACUCGCUCUCGGUGAGAGCUGUAGGGUCGUUACAUUUCCCUACUGAGUCGUUAGAACUCGCUCUCGGUGAGAGCUGUAGGGUCGUUACAUUUCCCUACCGAGUCGUUAGAACUCGCUCUCGGUGAGAGCUGUAGGGUCGUUACAUUUCCCUACCGAGUCGUUAGAACUCGCUCUCGGUGAGAGCUGUAGGGUCGUUACAUUUCCCUACCGAGUCGUUAGAACUCGCUCUCGGUGAGAGCUGUAGGGUCGUUACAUUUCCCUACCGAGUCGUUAGAACUCGCUCUCGGUGAGAGCUGUAGGGUCGUUACAUUUCCCUACCGAGUCGUUAGAACCCGCUCUCGGUGAGAGCUGUAGGGUCGUUACAUUUCCCUACCGAGUCGUUAGAACCCGCUCUCGGUGAGAGCUGUAGGGUCGUUACAUUUCCCUACCGAGUCGUUAGAACUCGCUCUCAGUGAGAGCUGUAGGGUCGUUACAUUUCCCUACCGAGUCGUUAGAACUCGCUCUCAGUGUGAGCUGUAGGGUCGUUACAUUUCCCUACCGAGUCGUUAGAACUCGCUCUCAGUGUGAGCUGUAGGGUCGUUACAUUUCCCUACCGAGUCGUUAGAACUCGCUCUCAGUGUGAGCUGUAGGGUCGUUACAUUUCCCUACCGAGUCAUUAGAACUCACUCUCACACUCUCAGUGAGAGCUGUAGGGUCGUUACAUUUCCCUACUGAGUUAUUAGAACUCGCUCUCAGUGUGAGCUGUAGGGUCAUUACAUUUCCCUACUGAGUCAUUAGAACUCACUCUCAGUGAGAGCUGUAGGGUCAUUACAUUUCCCUACUGAGUUAUUAGAACUCACUCUCACACUCUCAGUGAGAGCUGUAGGGUCGUUACAUUUCCCUACUGAGUUAUUAGAACUCGCUCUCAGUGUGAGCUGUAGGGUCAUUACAUUUCCCUACUGAGUCAUUAGAACUCACUCUCAGUGAGAGCUGUAGGGUCAUUACAUUUCCCUACUGAGUUAUUAGAACUCACUCUCACACUCUCAGUGAGAGCUGUAGGGUCGUUACAUUUCCCUACUGAGUUACUAGAACUCACUCUCAGUGAGAGCUGUAGGGUCAUUACAUUUCCCUACUGAGUUACUAGAACUCACUCUUAGUGUGAGCUGUAGGGUCAUUACAUUUCCCUACUGAGUUAUUAGAACUCACUCUCACACUCUCAGUGAGAGCUGUAGGGUCGUUACAUUUCCCUACUGAGUUACUAGAACUCACUCUCAGUGUGAGCUGUAGGGUCGUUACAUUUCCCUACUGAGUCAUUAGAACUCACUCUCAGUGUGAGCUGUAGGGUCAUUACAUUUCCCUACUGAGUUAUUAGAACUCACUCUCAGUGUGAGCUGUAGGGUCGUUACAUUUCCCUACUGAGUUAUUAGAACUCACUCUUAGUGUGAGCUGUAGGGUCGUUACAUUUCCCUACUGAGUUAUUAGAACUCACUCUUAGUGUGAGCUGAUACCAAAUUUAAAGUUAGCUUACUUAACGAUGCCACUAGAGCACAUUCAUUUGUUGAUCAUCAGCUAUUGGAUGUCAAACAUUUUGUAAUUUUAACAUAUAGUCUUAGAGAGGAAACCCGCUAUA
Molecule: messenger RNA, 4097 nt
Organism: Gigantopelta aegis
Lineage: Eukaryota; Metazoa; Mollusca; Gastropoda; Neomphalida; Peltospiridae
Product: sorting nexin-21-like
Exons: 3
Coding region: 59-1042 (327 amino acids)
Biological process (GO): protein transport
Cellular component (GO): early endosome membrane
Molecular function (GO): phosphatidylinositol phosphate binding; protein binding
Source: RefSeq, a predicted model, not a curated record